Phytophthora nicotianae INRA-310 is the source of this 1861-nucleotide messenger RNA. RefSeq lists its product as hypothetical. The transcript has a single exon. NCBI's taxonomy places the organism in Eukaryota, Oomycota, Peronosporomycetes, Peronosporales, Peronosporaceae. Bases 1 to 1839 code for a protein of 612 amino acids. The record is from RefSeq and is a predicted model, not a curated record.
AUGAUGACACUACUGCACGCCUUGAUCGUUUUGGCCGUGCUCGCCAGUGAAUGCGAUCCGGCAUUCGGAAGCAACGAGGCUUCUUCAUCGACAUCGGAAUUUGUCGGACAGGUCGAGACAGCGCCGUCUGCAAUGCAGAGAGAGACAAGUGUCACCCAUUCGACGGGCUCCAACUCGACUGCACUCUUCAUUACGUCGCUAACGGAGAGCUCACCCGAUGAGGCAGUCAAGACACAAAGUGACACCGCCCAGCAACCGACUGUCGCGACUAUUUCGACAACUCAAGUCCAGACUGUCCCUACUUCUUCAGCUCCGUUGGCUGUGUCAACUACCGCUUCAUCUAGCUCCUCGGGUUUGGACAUCGUCUCGACAACAACGCCCCUCUUGCCCAACUGGGUCGGCACCGUUGAUCCCUCCGACAGUGCUUGCUACCGCAAGACGUACAUCUCCAGGACUUGCUCGGUUGGUUAUGCCUACGAUAACAUCGCGACGUGCUGGGCACAAUGUCCUCUGAAUUACCCCGUGCAAUGUGGCAUGGAAUGUAUCCCUCAGAGUGAUGACUGUGCGCUGGAGGUUAUCACCAAGAUCGAGUCGGUCGCAAAAGUAGCGCUAAAUGCAGCGACGUCAGGUGUCUUCGGCCAGUUAAGCACGGCUAGCGCUGCUGUCCAGCAGGGUGUCAAGUGCGGACAGAAGCUCUUCAUCGUGGUUCAAGAUGUUGUAGCUUACGCAAAGAAGCUACAAAUCAACUUUCCCAAUGGCACCAACGAGCAGAUCAUUUCUUUAUUAAACAACUCGGAUAUUGUCGUCAAGGACCUCCCUACUGCUGUGUGUGUAUGUCUGGGGUUGGAUGUACCCACCGACUACCUGAACCUCGCUUCAGACGUGGUAAAAGUCGUAAACAAGGUGCUAAUUCAAGUGGUGGAGAAGGGAUCUUCACUGCUGAGUGUGGACACGUUCCUGACCUUCAUUAACGGCAUUGGUGUUGGUAGCUCGGUGGAGUCGUUGAAUGAAGACGACACCUCUACGUUAAAGAGCCUCAUCUCGGAAGGCAAGACCUGCGGUACCGAACUACAAUCGAUCAUUACGAAGGUUACGCAGGCGGUUGCUGAUAUCAAGACAGCUAAUGCAGCGUCUUCUGCUGACGCUAUCCGAUUGGCUCUUGGUAACACCGCUCUCUUCCUUACGGAAAUCCCUACUGUGACCAACAACUGCAUUAAGAACAUCACUGGAAACAACGCGAACACUGUGCGUGAUCAGAUCCGAAAAGGACUUAGCGUGAUCACAGACAACCUUAUCGCCUCUUCCGAUGAUGACAGAGGUAAUGCUCUCUCCACGGCUGACUACAUCCUCAAGGUGGCCGAUAUGGGACUCGAUGUGAUCGCCAUGUUCGAUCCUACGGGCAUCGCGAAGAUGCUGGAAGAGUUCAUCCAGCCCAUUUGCGGUCCUACGUCGUUCAUAGGUGAGAUCGACGAUGGGUCCCUUGGCGAUGCUCUCGCUCUUGUCGCCCAUGGAGACGCUUUUGCUGGGAGCUACGGUACCUGGACGCACGCUGGUGAUGGUGCUGUGAAUAUUGUGUUCCAGAGUACGGACACCGAGGACGUGACGGUCGAGAUUCACUCUGGCGGCAAAAUUGUGGAUUCCGUGAAGGUGAAGAGCGGCGAGACUGUCACGUGGAACUCGACCGUGUCGACGUUGCAGGACAAGACGAUAUACUUGGACCGAUGGCGUCCGGGUCUUCUUGGCCUUCCUGGGUCUGGUGGCGGCUCCCUCGUGCUGUGGGUACCUCGGUCGUCUGCAGGCGGCCGUAUUGAUCUUGUUGCCAAUAUCAACGUCAGCUAAGCUAUGUUAAGCAACUUGGACG